This is a messenger RNA of Meriones unguiculatus (Mongolian gerbil), 2825 nucleotides long. RefSeq names its product serum amyloid A-4 protein. The coding region runs from base 1 to 417 and encodes 138 amino acids. Gene Ontology annotation, cellular component: extracellular region. Lineage: Eukaryota; Metazoa; Chordata; Mammalia; Rodentia; Muridae. The record is from RefSeq and is a predicted model, not a curated record. The transcript has 3 exons.
AUGAGUCUUGUCACAGUCCUUGUCUUCUGCUCUUUGUUCCUGGGAGUCAGUGGUGAUGGCUGGUAUUCAUUCUUCAGGGAAGCUGUACAAGGGAACAACUUUCCUUCCUUUGCAGGGACUUGGGACUUGUGGAGAGCCUAUCGGGACAAGCUAGAAGCCAAUUACCAAGAUUCAGACAGAUACUUCUAUGCUCGUGGGAACUUCAAGGCCCAACAGAGAGGAGCUGGGGGCAUCUGGGCUGCUAAGAUAAUCAGCACCAGCAGGAAAUACUUCCAGGCCCUCCUAAACCGGUACUAUUUUGGAAUCAGGAACUAUGGAUUGGAAAGCCUGCAGUCUACCCAGAAAGCGGAGGAAUGGGGCCGCAGUGGCAAAAACCCGAAUCACUUCAGACCCGAGGGUCUUCCUGAGAAGUUCUGAGCCUGUCACUGAGGUUGCACUCAGGGACUAGGCUGGGAACCACAUCCCUCUCCCCUCGAUGGGGUGUCCUGGUGGGAAGGACAUCCUAAGCCGCUCUGUGAAGCCUUCAAGGCUACCAGGCCAAACCAUACCCAGGUCGUGUGUUAGUAUGGCAGAAUUCAUGGCUGCUCUGGUUUAGUGUAGAAAUGGGGAAAAAAGAAACAGAUCACUCAUUCCUUGAAUCUAACACUACUCCACACUGCAUUUCCACAAUAUAUUCCUACAGACCACUGAGAAAUAAAUCUCAUGUCCAUGUUCUGUCCAAACAAAACCUUCAUUUAUUAACAAUGAAACAUGUUAUGUAAAGCCUCAUAAAUGACAAUCAAGUUACAUGGCUUAAAUAAUACAAUCAUUUGUUAUAAUUUAUAUUAGUGCUUGGCUUUCUCUUAUUACAGCUUUUUAAAAAUAAUUUUUAAAAAAUGUGUGUGUGAUGACACACACCUUUAAUUCUAUCAUUCAGGAGGCAGAAGCAAACAUAGGGCUGAGGAAGCCAGGUCUACCAGCAAAUUCCAGGCUAGCUAGGGUUACAAAGUAAGGCUCUGUUUCUAAUAAGAGAGGGACGGGAGUGGGAGAGGAGAAAAAGUGCAUCACUCAAUGAAAAAGAAAGGGGGGGGGCAGAACUCUUUUUGGUCACUCUCUUUAAAAAUUACAGAUAAUACAUUUCAGUGACUAGUCAAUAUAUGUAGGUUUAGAUUAGAAACUAUCAAAUAAAUAUUGGAAAAAUAUUUUAAAUUGAGCUCAAGUCAGUUAUGGGCAAUUUCAUUUAAAACUCUAGUUUGGAUCUUCAGUAUUACAUAUAUCAACAAAAACAAUGUCACUGUUCCAAGUCCUGACUCAGUCAUUUCUAGAAUGCCUCAUGUAAAUGUGGAAAGUACUGAACCCCUGUUCAUAACACUGUCUGUCUCCAUGUGACAGCUUCUGCCAACAGAGCUGCGCAGCAGAAAACAUUCCCUGACGCUCUAACAGCUCAGCCACCACCCUGUACACAGUGACUACCACAAAGCAGGGCCACUCCCGUGCUGCUUCCAGUGAAUGGCAGCCAACUCCUUCCAAAAGCCGGCUUUAAAGGGCUGAGAAGUUCUCAGGUCUCAGAGCCACGGAGGCCACGUGCCAAGCUGGAGAUGGCGUCAAGAGCAGCUGCAGCGGCAUGGCUCGUUCUGUUGGGCAUGGUUUGGGAUGUUCCCUUUCCUUCUGUGGCAAGGCCCUCUGAAGGCUCUAGAGCAGGAUUCCACGUGGUCAAAAUGUUAUCAUGCCUUGCCAGAUCUCCCACUAGGCCUGCUGUGACCAGAGGAACCGAUCACACUUCUCAAGCAUGCCUUGUAUCAGCGCUCUGAAAUUCCACAGAAAGAAACAAGAAAUUCAAUUGUUCUCAUUCUUAGUAGCAGAUUAAAAACUCUAAAUACUUAAGAGGAUUCAAAACACUGUUUCUGUGCUCAAAAGACACAGGCUGAAACGAAGAGAGUGGGCUGGGGACAUGAUGACUCAGAGAACUGGAAUGCUUGCCAGGCUGAGAGGAGGCCUCAAGCCCAGCAUUGGAAAAAAGAAAAGGAAAGGAAAGGAACAACAGAAUGAACAAGUACUCUGGAACGGGAGAGAAUGUAUGCAACUCUUGCCUGGCGAGAGGCAUUUAGACAUUUAGAACACGGCAGAGUUCCGCAACUAAACCAGCAACUCGAGCACAAAAAGGGCAACGGACUUGAAACUAAACCAGCAACUUGAGCACAAAAAGGGCAACGGACUUGAGUUAUUUCUCCAGAGAUGACAUCAAAACCUUAAGCACAACUGUUCAUCCAGCAUCAAUAGUCAUUAGGAAAAUGCAAGCCAGUUGAGCAGCUCUGACUCAAAACUCCAAAACUUUUAAAUGUAAAUAUUCUCAAAUCCAAAAAAUUCUGAAACUUGAAAUACUUCUGUUCCCAGCUACAUUAGAAUGGGAUACUCAACCUGAUGCUGUUAUCAUUCUACUUAGAUGAGGCAUCUGAGAUGCUCAAACUCAAUAGAAUGCAGAAUGGUGGUUGCCGGGUAUGGGAAUGAAGGCCUGUUUAAUAGCUCUGGUGUGUCAGUUCACAGAAGAUAUACUGGAAAUUGAUUGCUUAGCAACAUGCAUACACUAAAUAACUAAAUGUUCUAGACAGCAAAUUUCACAUGGUUUUCCUUUCCUUUCUUUCUUUUCUUUCUUUCUUUUAUUUUUUUUUUAAAGACAGGUAAUUAUUGCUAUCCAAUCCAGGGUGGCCUUGAACUGCUGACCCUCCUGUUCCCGCCUCCCAGUGCUGAGAUUACAGUGUGUUUGACUUGGUUUCUGUUGUUCCACCAUAUCUACUUUACCACAAACAGCAAGAGAGGAACUUGAAUAAAGUGUGUAUGCAUACACA